Lolium perenne is the source of this 4565-nucleotide messenger RNA. RefSeq names its product protein unc-13 homolog. NCBI's taxonomy places the organism in Eukaryota, Viridiplantae, Streptophyta, Magnoliopsida, Poales, Poaceae. The record is from RefSeq and is a predicted model, not a curated record.
AUUUUUCUUCUCCCCUCCAGCUGCUUUCUCUGUGCACUCCGCACUCCCAGCUCCUCCGCCGCCCCGAAACCCUCGACCGCCGCGGCGCUCCCAGCCAGCCAUGGACUCGGCGGCGUCGCUCCUCGAGGCGUACCGCCGCGACCGGCGCCGCCUCCUGGGCUUCCUCCUCUCCGCCGGCGCCGUCGACCUCUCCCGCGUCGAUCUCGACGCCGUCAGCGCCGACUACGCCCUCGACUGCGUCGCCUCCGGCGCGCAGUUUGACGCCUCGGAGGCCACCAGGAGGUACUUCCACGACAGGAGGUACCCGAUCAUGACAAACUCGCCAUCAAGGAACUCAUAUUUUCUUCUUUCAAGGCCAGAAGCCUCUGGUUCCCCUCCAAAGAAAGUAGCACCAGACAUUGGACUUGUACCACCUUCAGAAGAGAAAUCAAGUAGAACAAGAAAACAUAGCGAUUCUUCUAGAGUAGCAACUGACCUUCCGGGAGCAUCCAAUGGUACGCAGGAUGUUAGUUUGGCAGAUAUGUCUCCUCCGCAAGCAAAGGAAAUGGAUAUUCUAUCUCUAGGUUUACCUAGAUUAAGCACAGAAUUGUCUGAUGAUGAUCUAAGAGAAACAGCUUAUGAGGUUCUUCUCGCUUCUCUAUUUGUCAGUGGAAAAAUGAACUUCUCUGAAGAGAAGAGAGAGAAGAAGCCUAAAUUCUUGAAGGGUUUAAGAUCGAAGACUGAGAGGUCUAAUGCAGCACCUCAGAUGGAAAAUUAUUAUACCCACCAUCUUGAUUUGGUCCGAGUACAAAUGGAAAUAUCAGAAUCUAUGGAUAUAUUGUCCAAGAGAGCUUUAAGACAUAUUGGUUCAAAGAUGGUGCAGGGACAGCUUGACGUGCCUAACAUAUCAUUACAGCUCUUAAGUUCUGUUGGCAAAUUUGAUUUCCCAACAGAAAGACUGCGUGUACAUUGGCAGAGAAGACAGGCAAAUGUUCUAGAAGAAUUACUUUUGUUCUCAGCAUCUCUUGAGUAUAGUAUGAGUGAAACAUUGCGGAUAGUUCUCUCCAAGUUAAAAAAUACAGAGGACUGGGUUGUGAGUGUUCCUGAUGGGCGUAUUGAGGUCUUGACUAUCAUUGAAAGAUACAACACAAGGCUAUCUGCAGCUCCAAAGAAGUUUGGCCUUGAAGGCGAGACCUACCAUUGGACUCGGAGCUACCAUUUUAAUUCUAGGCUAUAUGAGAAACUUCUCUGCAGUGUGUUUGAUAUUCUUGAAGAUGGACAACUUGUAGAGGAGGCUGAUGAAAUACUUGAAACAGUGAAGCUGACCUGGCCUAUAUUGGGCAUCACCCAAAAGUUGCAUGACGUCCUGUAUGCUUGGGUGCUUUUCCAGAAGUUUGCUCAAACCGGGGAAAUUCUUCUACUAAAACAGACAGACCUUCAGAUACAGAAACUUCAGUUACAUAAUGAUGUUAGAGAAACAGAGAUGUAUAUAAACAGCUUUGUUUGUUCUGUUGAAAGUUGUGGCAGCAAUCGGGCUCUAAAUUUGGUGGACAGUGCCAUUCUUAAAAUAAACAUGUGUUGCCGCAGACAACUGGAGAGUUAUCACUUAUACUUCAGUCAGGCUAACUAUUCAAUCUUUGAGAGCAUGCUGAACUUGCUAUUACUUUCUGCGGCAAUACUUACUGAUGAUGAUGAAGAAACCAUGCUUAUUGAGACCCCGCUUGGCAGUACACCAGAAUCUACGCUGGUCCAUAAAAUUGUUGUCAGAUCUAUACAAACUGCAUAUAAGCAUGUCCUAAUUUCAGCACAUGGACAAUCAAAAGCAGAAUCUAAGCAUCCAUUGAUAUUGCUUGCAAGUGAGCUAAAGCUACUAGUGGAGAAAGAAUGCGCUACAUUCAGCCUAAUACUUCAGAAAUAUUAUCCUGAAGCUGGAAAAGUAGCACUAGUUGUCUUUCACCUACUGUAUGGCCAACAACUGGAGCUGUUUUUGGAAAGAACGGAUGAUUCAGAAAAUCUGAAAGAGAUACUGGGAGCAUCAAAUAAUUUUGAGCUCUGUAUAGCUCAGAAGCUUUACUCAAUGUGCGGGGAAGCUGUUGGGUCUUCAUUGUCUAACUUUCUAAAACCAUACAUGAUCAAUCGUUUUUCUUCACCCAUCAUUCUUCAGUGGCUGCAUGCUCAACAUGAGAAUGUUUUGGAGUGGACAAAACGUACCAUUGAGAUUGAGGAUUGGGUGCCUCUAUCAGCUCACCGGAAACUAGCAACAUCUAUGGUUGAAGUCUUCCGGAUUGUGGAGGAGACCAUUGAUCAGUUCUUUAACUCGAGACUGCCUUUGGAUAUUGUGCACCUGCGGAGUCUACUUAUAGGAAUCACUAGCAGCCUUCAAGUCUAUUUGCUUCACAUGGAAAACCAACAAGUUUCUAGAGCUACCCUGCUUCCUACUGCGCCAGUCUUGACACGUUAUGCAGAAUCAAUUAAUCCAUUUGCGAAAAGAAAACUUAUUGAGCCCGCAGUUCGUGAAGAAAAGGUGGUCAAUAAAUUGAACAAUUUAACGGUUCCAAAAUUAUGUGUGAAACUCAACACCCUUCAGUAUAUUAGGGAUCAACUUGAUACCAUAGAAGAGGGGAUCAAACAAUCCUGGGUCGAUGUCCAGUCAGCUGUGGGAUUGCUAGACUAUUUGUCUUAUACGGCUAGCGAUGGAGUUACCUCGAAAGAUUCACCAUCUGAUGAAUCGAUUGAUGAGUUAUUUACAAUAUUCGAUGAUGUGCGAUGCUCUGCGGUAAAUACAACUGACACAAUCCUGAACUUCAUUGGAACAAGGGCUGUACUCUGGGAUAUGAGGGACUCACUUCUUUUCUCCUUAUACCGAACUAGCGUUGAAAGUGCACGCAUGGAGAUUUUUAUCCCUACAAUAGAACAAGUUCUUGAUCAAGUGUGUGAUCUAAUUGUUGACGUGUUAAGAGAUGGAGUUGUGCUGAGAGUUUUUCAAGCAUGCAUGGAGGGAUUCAUUUGGGUCCUACUGGAUGGAGGUCCAUCACGCGCAUUUUUGGAAACAGAUGUGGACUUGAUGAAAGCUGAUCUGGCUAUGCUCAAGGAUCUCUUUAUAGCAGAAGGCCAAGGUUUGCUAUCAGAUGUAGUUGAGAAGGAGGCUAAACUAGCUGAGCCGAUUUUAGACCUCUAUGUGCUAAAGGCUGAUACAGUCAUUGAUUUGCUGAUGAAAGCAAGUGAACAUAUGCCACACCAUCUUGAACCUAUAACUGCUCGAAGAAGGCAUGCACAUGAUGUCCAUACCCUUCUUCGAGUUUUGUGCCAUAAGAAGGAUAAUAGUGCCUCCACAUUUUUAAGAAUCCAGUAUCAUCUUCCAAGGUCUUCAGAUUAUGACGACGCUCCUGUGAAGGAUGCACCUAAAGUACCUUUAUUUUCUGACAUGCUGAAUAGGGGCUCUUCAUUCAAUUGGUCGGAGACUGGGCAGCAGAGUUAUAAGAUUAUGAAGAAGAAACUACAAGCGGCUAGUUGGCAGUAAGACGUGUCUUGGUUAGAAAGUUCUGCUGGGUUUGCACAUGUCCUUUGCUAGAAAAUUCUGGUGGGUUUGCACAUAUCCUUCGCAUAUCUAUGCGAUAGGUAUGUAAUAUGAAAAUCUGAAGUUGGGUAGCUCAUGGAUACAUGCAAACGAAGGUGAGAAGGAAGGCAGCAUCAUUCGCAAAAAAAAAAAAAAAGAGAAGGAAGGCAGCAUAUGCUGUAAGGCGUCUUUUUAUGCAUAAUGGAUUAAUGGCAUCACAAGUGUCAACCGGCUACUACCUCAUUUGAUGUCACUUUACAUUAAGCAAGAAGCGAGGAAGAAACAAAUAAGCUUUAAUUGGUGAUUUGUGAAGGAGACCAACUGAACUUUUACCUGAGAUCAUCAUGUUCCAGCUAAAAGAGAAGCAUUACAGGAUUUUCUUAUGGAAAUAUUUUCCUCUGCUUGGUCUUUCCCAGUGCAACAUCCAGUGAACAGCCUAGCAGCCACCUGUGGGAAUAUAAUUUUGCCAACCCAGGGAAAUUAUCUUCGCUGCAGAUCAUUACGAGCGGAGAUCUGUAGCAUCGAAGAUGCUAAUACAUUCUCAGAAAGAUUACCAGGUAAUCGGUCCACGAGCAUUUCUGAUACUCUCUUCAUAGAACUUGAGUUUUCACUCACAAGCUGCCACAUUAUGUUCUCCCUCGUCCAUGACUAAACAGGAAUCGACAAUAGGCUUGGUGGUCUAAAGAUGCCGAAAAGAAAGGCCUGAUCAAAACUUUCCCAGGCCUGAUUCCCUCAAAACCGAGCUUCUAUAUAUUGUAUUCCCGAAAAUGGUUGAUUUACAGAUAUCAGCCAGUAUACCGAAUAUAAACAUGAUAGUGAAAUUUACUUACAGAAAGUACUGAAAAAAAUAUUUAUAAAUUUUCUUUUCGUACAUUAAUAGCAAAAUAGCAAAGCAGUGAACAAUCCGAUGUAAAUUAUAUCGAAGUGGAUCCGAUAUAACUGAGAUCAGCCACUGGAACGCUUGAUCAAAACCUUCUAUAACGCAUCGUGGUCGGUGUAACAGUGUUCUCUGAACUUUUGGGUUGAUUUU